GCACACGUCUCGCACCUUCACACCGACACCUUCAUACCGGCACACCUUCAUACCGGCAUCCCGAUUCGUGGAAUAGCAGGAUGACUUCGAAAGCUCGCGCACCUCGCGCCUCGACCGGCAGCUCCAAUGUAGAGAUGCGCGACAGCUCGCCAGCAUCCUCUUCUCGCCGUCACAAGAACAACGACCAGGAACGCCACCAGCAUAGCAAAGGACGGAACGCUGGCUCGACUCAAGCCCCUCGCAAAGCACGCGCCGCCACUGUCGAGCCCGAAGCGAGUCCACCAAUGCCAAGCAUGACCUGGACUGAUGUCACCAAUGUCAAGAGCAACGGUCGCGAGAAAAGCAGGAGCAAGGUGAAAAUGGAAGACCUCGGCACUGUCGACAUUAAUCACAAGCCAAACGUUAGCCUUCCCUCCACCCGCGGGACAAAAGCGGCCAUCUCUGCCGAGGCACCUCAGCAGACCUCGUCGAUGCCGUGCGCCAGAUGAUCCUCAGCUCGUACGGGACCAACGCCGCCACCGCCUUGGUAGCAGCCAGCGCUGCCAAUCACUUUGCUCCUCAGCAAGACGUCAACUAUGGCCUUGGCUUCAGCGCCUUUGAGGAGCACCAGCAGCUUCCGCCCGCACUCAACAGCAUUGUUGAUGCUCGCCUAGGCCUUCAUGAUCACCAAAUG
This is a messenger RNA of Ceraceosorus guamensis, 673 nucleotides long. RefSeq lists its product as hypothetical. The record is from RefSeq and is a predicted model, not a curated record. NCBI's taxonomy places the organism in Eukaryota, Fungi, Basidiomycota, Exobasidiomycetes, Ceraceosorales, Ceraceosoraceae. Bases 81 to 488 code for a protein of 135 amino acids. The transcript has 3 exons.